This is a messenger RNA of Dictyostelium purpureum, 1956 nucleotides long. RefSeq lists its product as uncharacterized. Bases 1 to 1956 code for a protein of 651 amino acids. The record is from RefSeq and is a predicted model, not a curated record. Lineage: Eukaryota; Evosea; Eumycetozoa; Dictyosteliales; Dictyosteliaceae. The transcript is spliced from 4 exons.
AUGAAUAAUACAGAGUCAUUUAAUUUCGAAAUUAGCAAUGUUGUUGAUAUCGAUGGAAAAAAUAAAACAUUACUUGAACCUAUUGUUGUUAGAUUUUCAAAAUCCGAGACAUUUGUUGUGUAUCCAUUAGAGUAUUUACAAACAGUUGCUUUCAAACCAGUUGAAAAGGUAAUUUAUAAAACAGAUUAUUUAAUUGGAACAGGAUGUAAAGAUUUACCAACCGAUAGUACAUGUGGUUAUGCUGUAAAUUCAGUUACCGGCGAAGCAAUCAGAGAUAGUCAAGGAUUUUGUUGUAGUUGUUCAAUGUCCGAUUACUUUGGAGCUGAUCAAAAUUCAAGAGGAAAUUUAGGUUGUUCUCUUUUUGGGUCAAAGUCAUCAUCUGCCCAUUGCCUUUCUUUUAGUGAAUUAAAGUAUGAUGUUUUUGAUAUCUCAGAAACUAGAGUCCAAUAUCAAAUCAAUGCUACUGUUCAAUCAUUUUAUAACCAAUUACCCAUAGUCGAUGUCGUUAAAUUAUCAAAUGAUGUUACAACAGGAAAAACCUCGCAAGUUAUAAUUAGAAUUGUUGGUGAUCUCUCUACGAGUACCCAAAUCAAACAAUAUCCAAAUAAAAAGAUUGUUUUCCCAAGAGCCUCUUCUGACCCAAUCUCAAGUUUACCAAUAAUAAAUACCUCAUUGCUAUUGGAUGACGACUUUUUUGAUCUUAGUGGUGCUGGGUGCAAUAAAAUCGGUGUUGGUUAUAGUGCUUUUCAAAAUCAAGCAAAUAGAUGCGCUGCUGUUUUUCAAUCUUGCUUACAAAAUCAAAUUUCAGAUUAUUAUGCAAAUGAUUUAAAACUAAUCAACGAUGGUAAAAAGGGUCGAUAUAUUAUAUCUCAGCUUGGUACAUCGGUCAAGGUAAUUAGUAGCGCCGCUAAUAAAAACUCAAGAUCUUUUGCAGUUCGUUUUGACGAAAUUCAAAGAACCAUUUUAACUUUGACCUUGUCUGCUGAUAGUUUACAGUUUGUUGUAAAUAUUUCACCUGCUAAAAUUAUAAGUUAUAAUAUCGAAACGUUCGAAUCAAUGUCAAAUAAUGGAGUUUUAAAAAUAAGUGUCCAAAAUACAGGUGCUUUAAAUGCAGACUAUUUACUUCAGGUUCAUAAUUGUUCUGGUGAUAUUAUACAAAUGCCAAAUCAAAUUGCAACUAUACAACCAAAAGAAAUCUAUGUUUUUUCUUUUCAAAUUUACACUACAACAAUGCUUCAAUCAUACUAUUAUUGCUUUGCUGAUUUGGUAAAUGAACAAUCAACUCUUUUACAAAGCAUCAGAAUCAACUUUAAUACAUCAAAAACUAUAAUAGAACAAGGUGCCCAGUCAGGUGAUAACCCAAACAAUCAAUCAGACUCUUUAAAUAUUGGCUAUGAAUUAACUUGUGACUUGGUUUGUCCUAAUUUUUUUAAUAUUAUUUGUUAUUUAGGUCAAUUAAAAAUUUGUUCCACAAGAUUAUCUUUAUUAUUACUCUCCUUAAUAGCUAUUUUGGUAACAGGUUUUUUGUUUUUCAAAUUUCCAAUUUUCAGAAAUUUAAUAAAAACUUGUUUUUGUUGUUGUAAAAAAACAAAGAAAUCAUCAAAAAGAAAAAAGAAAAAAGAUCAUAAUAGUAGCGAAGAUGAAGAUGAAAAUGAAAAUGGAAUUAAAUUAAAAGAAAAAAAAAUAACAAAGAAAUUUAAAUAUAUAGAAGGUAAUAAUAAUAAUAAUAUUAAUAAUAAUAUAAAUAAUAACAGCAAAUAUAAUAAUAAUGACGAUAUUAGAAUUAAAAAUGAAAUUAAUAGUAUUAUUAAUGAUAGAGUUUCGGUUUAUUUUAACGAAAAUAACAAAUCUUUUAGAGUCAGAGAAAAUAAUAACAGAGAGAAUAAUAGAGAAAAUAAUAUAGAGAAAGUAAUAAGUAAUAGUUUAGUUAUAGAAUUUAUAAAUAAUAAUAAUUAG